Molecule: messenger RNA, 4090 nt
Organism: Pimephales promelas (fathead minnow)
Lineage: Eukaryota; Metazoa; Chordata; Actinopteri; Cypriniformes; Leuciscidae
Source: RefSeq, a predicted model, not a curated record
GGCUGGAGAUGACAGUUAAGGCACACCCCUUCGCUGCUCCCCUGGAACAAAGAGUCAUUUCUCGUUAUCUGUGGGGUUUUAACACUGUUAAUCUGUCUAUGGGUUUUAAUCGGUGACCAUGAGCAGUUCACAAUCUUACACACGCUUCGGGGACGACAACUACAAAAACUGGUUGAAAACAACGGAGAGUCUUUCCAUACUGAGGAACUGCAUUAAGGACUUCGUUGAAAAGGAAACCGAAACUUAUCACAACUCUCUUCGAAACAAACCGGAGCUAAAUGGACAGACCUGUAAGAAUACGUGCGCUUUUAAGAAGGAACCGCCUCUCUGCGAAUUGUGUAAAUGCUGGAAGAAAGAAAUUGAGGCCAAAUAUAUUGGGGGGAAAAACAAUAUGCACUGGGAAAACUGCCGGCCACAUCUCUGGUCCACAGAAAAGUGGGAAGUUGCCAAGGCGUAUAUGCCUCGUGGGCACACCAAACAUAACCAGUUUUCACAGUUUGAUGUCUCUGCCAUCCUGAACUUAAUGAGUUCCUGUAAACAUUUCAACAACAUCCCAGGGCACUGUGUGAGAAAUGUCAUAAAUGUACGAAACAGUGCGAUGCACUCCCCUGACUUGAAAAUGAGUAAAGAGGAGAUGAUCAGGCAUCAUGAAACAGUCCUGCAGCUGGCCAAGAAGCUCGAACAUCUUAUCCCACGUCUGAAAGGCUUGGAAAAGGAGAUGAAACAGUUUAAUAACAUCUUGGACAGGAAUUUCAACGAAGCCCCAUGUGAAGUAGACGGCCAACAGGUCGAUAAACAGACCAUGGAAAUUCUGGAUCGCGAGCAGCAAGCAUUGAAAGACAGGAUUGAAGACUUUAUCUCUCGUUUUGAGGGGAACCUAGACGGAAAUGUUGAAGAAAAACCACAGGACAUGAAGAGUCUGCUGGAUUUCCUGGACCAAAACAAAGAUCUCCUGGUGAACCUGGGCCCUGAAGUCGACAAACUUAAAGAUAUGCAGGCAAAAGUAGAUCAACAUGAGAAGGAAAUCCACAACCUGGCAAAUAGAGUGGAGAACCUGGAGAAGGGGACACAUGAUCCUGUUCUUCCUGUCAUCCCACCUAAAUUCAAGAAUCAUCUUUAUGAAUACUGUCAGGCAAAGAAAUGGCCAGGGGACAAAUAUCCCGUUUUUUCAGAGUUACGGGAAGCACAGGGUUAUAGGGCUGAAGUGAAGGUAAAUGGGCAAACUUUCAUUGGCACAAAGGUCUAUACAGACAAAAAGGCCGCCCAUCAGGAGGUGGCAUACAUUGCACUUGAGCAGCUGAAAUUACAGGAUGAAAGCACAGACGAAUCAUCAAGCUCAGUCACACAGCCUGAGGCCUCCUGCUCAACUUCCUCAGGAAUCAAUUUCUUUGGUAAAGUGACUGUGGAUCUUGAUCAAGAAGUUGCGUCUGAUAGAUGCUCUUCAAAGGAAGAAGCAACUGAAGCCGCUUAUAAGGAUUUAUGGGAAAGAUUUCACAUCAGUGCUCCAGCUGAAGGUCGGACAUACAGGUCAUUGAUCAUGGAAUAUUUCCACACACAGUGUUUCCAAAACCCGACAGAAAACUUUGUUCAAAAUGAUGAUGACACAACUAUUUGCAAACUCAAACUCAUCGGCCGUUUUACUUUUUAUGACAAAGAUGGCUCCACCAAGAAAAAACAGGCUGAGCAACAGGCAGCUAAAGUUGCUCUGCAACAUCUGUCAGGGAUCCUCAACGGUGCUCCAAUAUCAGACACUGAGAAGAACUUCAAAGUUGAACUGAAGGAGCGUCUUGAUAAGCUGGGUCUCAAAAGUCCCGUUUAUGACACAGAGAAAAAAACAGAAAUCAGUGAUGAGCAUGUGACCAGCGGUAUCAGCUCGGGCCUGGCUACUUCUGCAGUAUCUAUCAGUCAGGCAACAGAGAAAGAUCAUUCAGAGCUGAAGUCUAAAAGUAUCUCCACAACAGCACAACUCCCAGAGCCAGUCCCUGUUCCUGUGCUGCUGGACCCUCAAGAAUCCAGUUCUCCAGCCACACAGAAGAAAAAGCCCAAGAUUGAUUGUCCAGGAAUCACUUUCUUUAGUAAAGUGACUGUGGAUCUUGAUCAAGAAGUUAAGUCUGAUAGAUGCUCUUCAAAGGAAGAAGCAACUGAAGCUGCUUAUAAGUUUUUAUGGGAAAAAUUUUGCAUCAGUGCUCCAGCAGAAGGUCAGACGUAUAGGUCCGUGAUCAUGGAUCAUUUCGACACCAAUGAUUUACAAAAGCCAACAGAAGAGUUUGUUGAUGAUGACAACUACGCUAUCUGCAUACUCAAAUUCAAAGGACCUUUCACUUUUUAUGACAAAGAUGGGUCCACCAAUAAGAAACAGGCGGAGCACCAGGCAGCUAAAGUUGCUCUGCAGAAUCUGUCAGGGAUCCUCAACGGUGCUCCAAUAUCAGACACUGAGAAGAACUUCAAAGGUAAAUUGAAGGAGUGUCUAGAUAAGCUGGGCCUCAAAAAUCCUGUCUAUGAAACUAAAGAGUAUAAAAAAGACAUCAGCGAAGAGCUGGUGACCAGCGGCGUGAGCCCACACCUUUCAAACUUAUCUAUCAGUCAGGCCGCAGAGAAUGAUCUUUCAGAGUCUAAAAGCAUCUCCACAACAGCACAACUCCCAUCAGGACAAGAGCCAGUCCGUGUUCCUGUUCCUGCACUGCCGGACCCUCAAGAAUCCAGUUCUCCACAGAGGAAAAAGCCCAGGAUUGAUUGUCCAGAAAUCAAUGAGCUUUUUAAUGUAUAUAAUCUCAAGCCCCCACAUGUGAAGUUGGAGAACAUAACAUGUAAUGAGAAUUUUAAAUGUAAUGUGGAAAUCAACCUGGAAAAAUUUACUUUUGUUAACAAACAAGACUACGACAGCAAGAAAGAAGCCACUCGAAAAACCUACCUGUUGUUUGGCCGUGCAGUGUCAAUUUUCGAUUCUAGUUCAGAUGAAAAGACAUCCAGUGCGAAGGUGAAAGAGGUUUUCUCUCAGAAUUCUCUUCCUCUUCCACAAGAAGAUUUUGAAGGCUCUGGGAAGCCAUUUUACUGCUCACUGAAGAACAUAAAUUACAAAGUUAUCUAUACAGGACAAGGGUCCUCAGAGGGUGAAGCCAAAUUAAUUGCUUUCCAGAAUGCCUUGCGUUCACUAGCACCCCUCUUUGGUUAUGAUUCACUAACUGGGGCUGAAAGUGCUGAAGCGGUGCAGAAUCAGCUGAGCUCUAUGCUGAAGGGGGCCGGUCAGAAAGACCCCGUCAUUUACCUGAAGCCUAUGGAACAGGCCAAUAUCCAGCUGUCGUUCUGUGACUAUAUGCUGAAGUGCUCAUGCCAGAGCUCCAAGAAAGCAGCUCGGAAUCAUCUCAGUGCUCGAAUACUGGGCCUUCUGGGGGUAAAGACAGAAGCAAACGAUGUAUCUAUGAGAAACCGUUUAAAUGAGUGGUUCAAACAUCAGAAUCUGCCAGAGCCAACGUUUGGGGACACAGAAGAAGUGAUAGGAGCGAAGGCUACUUUCUCUGUCCCGCUCACCUGCAACAGUUCAGACUGGGAAGACAGCUGGGAUACAGCGAAGACGAAUCUGCUUCAAGUGCUCAAGCAAAGAUUUAGGUUUCUGGAUGACAAAAACAAUUGAAAUCUAUUUUAGCAGAAAGAAAAACACACCACAAAUGCACUAAUUUUGUAAAUUGUGAACACAUUUUGUUCGGUACAAAUUUACAUUUACAUUUACAUUUACAAUUAUUAUUACAUUUAUUACUUGAAUGAAUGAAUGACCAUGGCAUUUAAUGAAACAUUUACAAAUAUAUAUACCAAUAUAAACACUAAAUCAUUAAAUGCAAUUGCAUUGACUGCAAAAACCAAAGCUGUAGAGAUGACAAAGAGAUGAGCCACAUUUUUAACAAUUUUGCAAUGUCACAGCCAUUAUAUGGAUAUCUUCACAGGCUUAUAAAAAAAAAAAGUGCAUUUAUUGUUAAUUUAUGUUAAUAUAUUAGCCUCUAACUGUGGAUUGUGCAUUUUUAACCCGUUUACAAUGAACUACAGAAACUGCUUACAGUUUAAUAAUAAGUAAAAAAUAAUAAAAUCGUUUCACAAA